UCACCUCCUCGUUGUGAGGGUUACAUGGCGAUAUCGGAUCAGGAGGGGUGGCGCAGCCUUCUGGCCGGCGAAACAAUGAGGUGCUACAACCAAGACGAGCCGUUUCGCAUCCCGUGUGGCUGCUGACCUAGCGCCGCUCAAAUAGGGCAAUCAUGCUGUUUUCUGUUUCGGACAGGAUGGAAAUGGAGGAAGAAGAUGAAGCGGAUGAAACAUCUUCCGGUCCUCCAUUUGCACCCCCUGUUGCUGCUUAUUUCGAGUUAGAACGAGGAGGAAGUGGAUAGUUGCAUCCUUUGGCAUUGAUUUUGCUCCGUUUGAGACACUGGGUGUAUAUGGCUUCUGAACACGAAAAAACUAGUGCUGAAAAUGGCAAUGCAAGUCUUCACCAAGAAAAGGUAGAUACAAAUGCAACUGUUGUUUUACACAAGCCUGAUGUUCCCAAGCUAGGAGUUGUGCCUAAAACCCCAGAGCAAACGUCAUCAUGCUCAACUCCAUCUUCUUCAGGCACAUCAUCUGAGGAUGAUUUCUUCCUGAUAGAUACGAGUCAGCCCAGAAAGCCAAUUGCAGUGCUUGAUGAGAUACCAAGAAACAAUUCACAACUGCCACUGCCGAUUGAAAAUGUACUAUCAAAUGCAAAUUUGAGCGUUUCUGGUGAACAAGAAUUGAAGGAUUUGGGGAUGGUUCAGGGUAUGAUUUCUGGAUCAACUUCCCCAGGUAUAUCAUCAACAGCAAUAUCAUUCUCAUAUGAUGCUUCGGGUACCCCUGGAUCAGUUAAUUUUGGCUUUGUUGAAGGGAAUCAUUCUCUAAUUGAAAUGCCAUAUGGACCAAAUGUCCCUGAUCCAAAGAGGAUACCCUCUUCAGUAUUUGCUAGGACGAAAUCCACUGCUAUGAUGGAAUGGAGUGUUGCCUCUAACGAAUCAUUGUUCAGUAUUCAAGUGGGUAAAUCUGGAGAUCUGAGCAGCUUGUACAAUACCCAAUUGGAUGGAUAUCCUCCGCUUUCUCCCCAUAUUAGCAGCACUUCUCCAUUAAAAGAUGCUGAAGCAGGACCUAGUUUACAACAAACAGUCGAUGCUGACACUGCAAAUGCUGAAGCCAUGGAAGAUGUUCUCAAGGCAACCACAGAGAAGCAUGCUGAAAAGGACAAACCUCUAACUGUUCAUCGCACUAGUAAUUCUGAUAGCGCAUCUCAGUUAUCUGAUGGGGGCAGUGUGAAGAGCUACCGUUCCUUUGCAUUUCCAAUAUUGACAGCCGAUAGCAGAAGUGGAUCUGUUAAUGGUGAAUUGGUGGAUCUUUCUCGUGAGGAAGGUCAGAUGCAACCACCUGUGCCUCAACCACCUCCUGAAAUGACCGAAGCACCAAGAGCAGAACCUGUUAAAGCACGAAAAUCACCGCUAUGUUGUUUUUCUUGCUGCUCAUCCUGUUGCUGAGUUAGUGAAUCAUAUUGUUUCUCCAUUCAGCUUCAACGUAUUUGUUUCGAUCCACUUGUUGACAGUAACCUCUAAAUCAGUAUAACUGAACUGUCACAGAUGACUUUGCUACAAGUAUUCUCUCAGUUUCUGUAUCUCAUUCAAGGUGAAAGGAUUACAGUGGAGUUGCAAUGACAAACCUUUUCUCCAAUGUCAAUGAAGCGAAAGGCUCGCAAUGCUUGUGUUGAUUUAGAAUCUUUCUUGUUUUUAGUACUGAAUCUUGCUGGUUGUGUUUUACGUGUUACUGAAUCUUGCAUAUGCAUUUUAGA
This is a messenger RNA of Zingiber officinale, 1732 nucleotides long. RefSeq lists its product as uncharacterized. The transcript is spliced from 4 exons. The record is from RefSeq and is a predicted model, not a curated record. Lineage: Eukaryota; Viridiplantae; Streptophyta; Magnoliopsida; Zingiberales; Zingiberaceae. Bases 330 to 1424 code for a protein of 364 amino acids.